AUGUUACCGAUUCUAGAGGACCCAAGAAGCUCAACGCCCAAGAAAAAAUUUGACGUUCUAGCAUCGUCAGCUCUUUGGACCAAUCGCUCCGGUUCCCCUAGAAAGGGUAGUGACUGGCAUGCUGACUCCAAGUCACCGUGGCUGUUCGACGGUGGUGCCCUUCGCGAUGGUGACGAAGUUGACAUUUGGAAACGCAACUACAUCGGACUCGUCGUGCAAUAUGCCGCAGUGGGGAUGGUUUUCGGCACUCUUCCUGGGACAAUUUACCCCUUCCUCUUCAACUACCUUAACAUGGAAGGCACGCAGGUUGUCUCGGCUACCGUGUUAAUCAACAUGCCGUGGUCGUUCAAGCUUUUCUUCGGUAUGAUCACGGAUUGCGUCCCUAUUCGAGGUUACAGACGUCGUCCGUUCAUGAUAAUCGGGUGGACGUUGUGUUUCUCAAUGCUGUUGCUAAUGGCCUGCAUGGAUGCUGGCGACCCGUACUACCCGGACAGCAAGUACGCAACAAUGGAAAAAGACGAGUUAGCACCCGAGAUCAUCGCAACAUUCAACGAGUCAGCGCACCACGUUGGUGGUAAAUUUGUCGUCCUUAUGAUGGUCGCAGCUAUUGGCUACGUUGGAGCUGAUGUCGCCGCAGACGCCUUGAUGGUGGAAGUUGCCCAACGUGAACCAGAGGUCACGCGAGGGUAUACACAGACAACGAUCUACAUGGUUCGAACUGCGUUUAUCAUGAUCUCCAGCAUCCUCACAGGCUUAACCUUUAACGGCAAAGACUACGGUGGAGAUUUCGACUUCUCGCUGACAUUUCCACAGCUCAUGGUCGUCCUUUGCAUCUAUUGUUUCCCUGUGAUCCCGAUUUCGUGGUACUUUAUCAGGGAGGACCCUCACCCGGGUGUAGUUUUCCGAGACUAUUUGGAUGAGCUCUGGCGUCUCAUCCAAAUGCGUCCGAUGUACCAGGUCAUUGCGUACAAGUUUCUGGCAGGGAUCUUCGAGAACUUUUCAGUCACUUGCACAGACCCGAUGCAGCGAUACUGGGCACAUGUCACGCCUCUCAACCAGAAGAUCAUGACUAUCAUAGGGAAUGGUAUUUUUGCUGUGACUUUGUACUGCACCGCCAAGUUUGGGCUGCAGUGGAACUGGAGAAAAAUGCACGCCAUCACGAUCGUGUCUGUGACUGCCAUGGACUUGAUGGUGAACAUGUUAACGACUUGGGACGUGGUUCGUAACCAGUGGUUCUGGCUGGGUGUUCCUGUGGCAGAGGCUCUCCCCAACGGUAUUGCGUUCGUGAUUGCGACUUUCGUUAUGGUAGAACUGGCGGGAGAAGGCAACGAAGGAGCUGUCUAUGGUCUUGUUGGAUCGAUCUCCAACAUCGCUAUUCCGCUGGCUGGUACAUUGACUAAAACCGUGAACAGCAGCUUUGACGUGACAAACGAAGACAUUGUCGAAGACUCGAGGCACGUUCGUUGGGAGGUGACGUACGUUCUCAUCAUCCGCUACUCGAUGAACCUUACAGGGUUGCUCUUCCUACCGCUUUUGCCGCGCCAGAAAGCGGAGACGCAGCAAUUGAAACGAUUCGGUGGAUCGAGUCGAUUCAUGGGAAUGUUGACGGUUGCCUACUUCGCGUUUUCACUGUGCUGGACUGUCAUUAUUAACAUCAUGAGUAUUUACCCAUCGACAUCGUGCUUACGGGUCGUCGGUGGUACUGGCUGCGAUUCUAUGAACCGCAUUUAAGAUCAUGGAUAGCUGUCAGUCGCGUCUUGUUCUCUUAACAAUAUGUGCAAGUUAAAUACCACUUCGUUAAAGUACUCCUGUACAAGCCGGCUAACACUUUAACCAGGUUGGUCUCCCAAGUGCUGCAGCUUAAAGAUUAAACCCCAACUCAGGUUCGAAACCUUGUUACCGUCUCUGAGGUAUCAGUCAGGACACUUUACAUACUAGUACUUUGGAAAUUCAUAGCCAAC
Phytophthora nicotianae INRA-310 is the source of this 1961-nucleotide messenger RNA. RefSeq lists its product as hypothetical. Lineage: Eukaryota; Oomycota; Peronosporomycetes; Peronosporales; Peronosporaceae. Bases 1 to 1731 code for a protein of 576 amino acids. The record is from RefSeq and is a predicted model, not a curated record. The transcript has a single exon.